ACCCAGAAAGAAGCUCGCACGGAGCAUUUGAUGUGAGUUUCCACUAUCAAGUACAUGCCAGGCAACCAUAUAGUAGGUGCUUUUCCUCACUUCAUUAUUGAAAGUUGAAGCCAGCUCAACGAUUCAUGAAGCACGUUGCGAGAUUGAGCAAACAUCACAUUGUCCCAACAAAGCUCGGCUUCAAAGAGCUGGGGAAAUGUUGUCGAUUCUGCGAAAAGCUCGGCUCAAGGACAAGGAGAUGAGAAUUCUCAUGCUAGGGCUUGACAAUGCCGGUAAAACAACAAUCGUUAAGAAGAUCAUGAACGAGGAUGUCAAUACCGUCAGUCCCACACUGGGAUUCAUAAUCAAGACGAUCGACUACGAAGGCUACAAGCUCAACAUAUGGGAUGUGGGCGGACAGAAGACUCUACGUUCGUACUGGAGGAACUACUUCGAAAAGACAGACGCCCUGAUUUGGGUGGUGGACGCGACGGAUCGACUGCGAAUCGACGACUGCAGGGACGAACUCCAUGGUCUUCUUCAAGAAGAGCGGCUUUCGGGUGCAAGCCUUCUGGUCUUCGCAAACAAGACCGACGUGCAAGGAUGCAUGGAUGAAGCCGAGAUACUCCAAGGCCUGAAGCUGAAGGCGAUCCGAACUCACCAGUGGAAUGUGUUGCGAUGCAGUGCCAUAACGGGAGAAAACUUGAAUCAAGGCCUCUCGUGGGUAGUGGAGGACGCGAAGGCACGGCUAUUCCUAUACUGAAUUGAGGUGGAUGAAUGCAGGGGAACAACAAAAUGUGGGGGUUCAGCCAAUGGCGGCUUUCCUCCACAAAGCCCAUGUUUCGGCAUCAUAAUGCGAGCCUGCUGAUGACGCAUUGUCAAGCCUUGAUUUUGCAGUGACAGGACUUCCGAAUAAAGAGGAGUUCGUCCCUGCUUGUUUCAACAGUUCUGCUGAAGGCGACUUGGGUGAAUAAAUACAUGCCACGAGAGGAAAUCAAGAACUGAAGGCUUCUCAAGCACUCCAAAAUUGCUUCCUAGACUCAGCGCUGGUUUGUCUUGACAAUGCAAAGAACAGUCCAUAGAAUACGACUGAAUAAACCAUCGUGUUAUUGAUUGCAGG
Pseudomassariella vexata is the source of this 1099-nucleotide messenger RNA. Its product is annotated as ADP-ribosylation factor family-domain-containing protein. NCBI's taxonomy places the organism in Eukaryota, Fungi, Ascomycota, Sordariomycetes, Amphisphaeriales, Pseudomassariaceae. The coding region runs from base 197 to 742 and encodes 181 amino acids. Gene Ontology annotation, cellular component: cytoplasm; microtubule cytoskeleton. The transcript is spliced from 5 exons. Gene Ontology annotation, biological process: protein folding. Gene Ontology annotation, molecular function: GTP binding; GTPase activity. The record is from RefSeq and is a predicted model, not a curated record.